This is a messenger RNA of Mangifera indica (mango), 652 nucleotides long. RefSeq lists its product as uncharacterized. NCBI's taxonomy places the organism in Eukaryota, Viridiplantae, Streptophyta, Magnoliopsida, Sapindales, Anacardiaceae. The coding region runs from base 156 to 539 and encodes 127 amino acids. The record is from RefSeq and is a predicted model, not a curated record. The transcript has 3 exons.
UGAGUUCCUGAGUUCAGGAAGCAGUGCCUGCUUCUUGUGAUUCCUUAGCUUGUGAACUUGUAGCUGUUGGCAUCGAUCCCUGGAAGUCAAGGAAGGGCAGGCUAGCUACUGCUACUGAGUUCCCUCCAGGUACCUAACAUAAUUAUAUAUAUGUUAUGUCAGUGAGCAGUUACUCAUACUAUAGACAACCAAAGGUUCAAGAUGAUACAGCGAGGAGUGGCCAAAGUUCAUCAGAUCCUGUAAUUGAAGUUAUAACUCCUGAAGUAUUGGAUAACCAUGGUGCAGAUAGUUCAAGGAGCCCCUUUGCCGGGAUUUGGUCUCGGACUCUGGGAAUCAAAAUAACUGGUAGAGAUGGAUUUGAGAGACUUGACGUAAGAAUUCCUGCUGGGUUCUUAGAAGGAAUCACAAAUAUGGUUCCAGCAUUGGGGGGUGUAAACCUCAAAGAACUUUUGGACGAUGCAGCUGAUGAAGUAGGAGGAAAGCUUCUAUUAGAUUUCAAUGAUGCAAUGGGUGACAGGAUUCAGGUGUUUCUUGAAUGAAUUCAAUGCCAGUUGGCUUUCAUGAGUCAACGGUAAGGUUUCUUUAUUUGUAUUUAAAGCAAAGAUCAAUCUUAUUUUACAUAAUUAAGCUAAAGAACAAUUGCUGCCUUAAA